Messenger RNA from Eutrema salsugineum, 2496 nucleotides. RefSeq lists its product as uncharacterized. Lineage: Eukaryota; Viridiplantae; Streptophyta; Magnoliopsida; Brassicales; Brassicaceae. Bases 1 to 2496 code for a protein of 831 amino acids. The transcript is spliced from 5 exons. The record is from RefSeq and is a predicted model, not a curated record.
AUGGUGUGGGAAAGAUUAACGAGAAUUGAGAUUGAAAGAAAUGCUCCAUGGAUGAUGACAGGGGACUUUAAUGAGUUGGUGGAUCCCUCAGAGAAACAGGGUGGUAAUGAGAGAAGUGAAGACACAUGUAAGGAAUUCAAACAGAUGUUGAAAACAAGGAAUGAGGAGCUGGUGAAAUGUAGACUGGACAAAACGGUAGCUAAUCAAGCUUGGGCCGAGAUGUUUGAUCAAGCAAAGGCUAACUAUCUCCAACGGGAGAGCCCAAAAUCGCAUCAGGGUAAAGAGUGGUUUGCGGAGAAGGAUUUUGGAAGGAUUGCAGAAAAAUACUUUAAGACUCUCUUUAGUUCUGAAGAUAUUGGGGUCUGUGAGAAUAUUCUUAAUGAGAUACAUAGGUACGAGAAGAGGAUUUCUCAGGCCCAGAAUGAUGAUGUCAUCAAGCCUGUAUCUAGAGAGGAGGUGAAAAAGACGGUCUUCGAUAUCAACCCGAGUAAAUGUCCGGGCCCAGAUGGUAUGAAUGGGUUCUUUUAUCAGCAGUUUUGGGAGGACAUUGGGGAUGAGAUUACAAGUAUGGUGCAAGACUUCUUCACGACUGGUAUUAUGGGGAAUGGAGUUAAUAAGACGAUUAUUUGUCUAAUCCCAAAGAAGAUGAAGGCAAACAAGAUGGCUGAUUUUAGACCAAUCAGCCUAAGUAAUGUAGCGUACAAGGUUAUUGCUAAAGUCUUGGCGUCCAGGAUUAAGGGUCUGUUACCAGCAAUUGUAUCAGAAUUGCAGGCUGCAUUCGUGAAAGGGCGUCUAAUCACCGACAACAUACUGGUGGUUCAUGAACUUCUUCACGCACUAAGAUCCAAGAACAAGUGCUCGGAGGAAUUCAUAGCAAUAAAGACGGACAUAUCCAAAGCGUAUGACAGGGUUGAGUGGAGUUUUUUAAGGAUGGCUCUUAGAAUAUUGGGUUUCAACGAAUGGUGCAUUCACCUGAUCAUGAUGUGUGUGAAGACGGUCUCUUAUCAGGUACUCAUAAACGGUCAAGCAGUCGAGAAUGAUGCAGAAUUAGGCGUUUUGGUUGGAAUCCUUGAUUUGUAUAGCCUUGCUUCUGGCCAAAGAAUUAAUUACCAGAAAUUGAGUGUGUACUUUGGCAAACUAAUCCCAGAAGAAAGAAGGGCUGAUAUUAAAAGUAAACUGGAGAUAGACCAAGAAGGUGGGGAAGGCAAUUAUCUUGGGAUGCCUGAAUCUUUUAGUAGUUCCAAGGUGUCGAUAUUUAGCUGUCUUAAGGAGAACCUGGAGAACAGAGUGGGUAGUUGGCAGAACAGAUUUUUGUCGCAAGGAGGGAAGAAAAUUUUGUUAAAAUAUGUCGGUCAAGCCCUUCCCACUUAUACUAUGCGCUGCUUCCUCUUGCCAAAGAUGGUCUGUAAGGAGAUUGUUCAGGUCAUGGCUGAUUUCUGGUGGAGAAAUAACCAGGAGAAGAGAUGUAUGCACUGGAAGACCUGGGAAUAUAUGAGCAAGGCCAAGAUCCAUGGUGGGAUGGGUUUUCGAGAUUUGGAGGCUUUUAAUGUGGCUUUUUUGGGCAAACAAUUAUGGAGAAUAAUAUCCCACCCUGAGUCUUUGAUAGCUAAGGUAUAUAAGGCAAGGUACUUCCUUCAUUCUGAUCCGUUGAAUGCAAAGCUAGGUUCUGGACCUUCAUAUGCAUGGAGGAGUAUUCUUGCGUCACAGAACUUUAUUAAAAGAGGUGCAAGGGCGAUUAUUGGUAAUGGUCAAAAGACAUCAAUUUGGGGUGAGCAGUGGAUUGAGAGGAAGCCGGCUAAACCAGUUUUGGCAACUAAAUGGGUGCAACCGCACCUACGCCAUGUUGUUAAUGAGUUAAAUAUAGUUGGAGACAUGCUCCAUAGUAAUGGUCGAGAAUGGAAUAUGGAGUUCCUUGGGGCGUUUCUGACGGAUGAGGAUAUUGCUCGAGUGCAAAGUAUACGACCUGGUGGCCGCUUUAGCGAAGAUAGAUAUUCAUGGGAUUUCACAAAUCGGCCGGAACAACAACUGGUAGAGAUUAACCAGCCAAGUUUGGACUGUUUAUUCCAAGAGGUGUGGAGAUCUGAGACAAGUCCGAAAGUUCAGCAUUUUCUUUGGAGGUGUCUGUGUAAUUCACUCCCUGUUGCUGUGAAUCUGGUUAACAGACAUAUAGCUAAAGACCCUAUGUGUCCUCGAUGUCAAGAUGGAGUUGAGGAUGUGAACCAUGUUCUUUUUGAGUGCCCUUAUGCUCGCCUGAACUGGGCCAUUUCCCCUGUUCCUGCUCCUCCGUAUGGAAUAAUGUCUAACUAUAUCUUUUCAAAUUUACAUAGAGUUCUUAUCUUUGCUAAUAAUCAACCUGUCUUUAAGGAAGCAAAGAAAUUUGUCCCAUGGUUGGUUUGGAGGUUGUGGAAAAAUCGAAAUGAUUUCAUUUUCAAAGAGAAGGAUUAUGACCCUCUGGCAUUGGUUCAAAAAGCUAUGGAAGAUGCUGAGUUUUGGUAG